ACACACGCAGACCAAGAGCUGAGGUCUCUGGCCGUCGUAUCCCCUCCGACCCGACACCUGCUGGACAUGCUGCUCAGGUGAGAAGGCUGCUCUCUUCUGCUGCUGUUUUAGCAGCUUCGUCAUUCUUCAGCGGACGGUGAGUCAGUUUGCUGCUAAUAAGUGGAGGAACGUGUGAAAAUGAAGACAGAACUGUGGGUUGUUUUGCUGGCUGGAGCCCUGACUGUUGUUUCACCUGCAGAAAGGCUGCGUUUAGGCAAAGCAUGAGAGAAUGAUCUGAAAUGGGGGCUUGAGGAAAUGAGUUGAGAGAGUAGAACCGAGUUUGUCUGGAGCAUCAUCAGUGACGGAGCCACUGGGUUGAAUCCAGUUCACCUGCCUUCCAAUGAGCACAGGGUCAGGCUUUGGUGUGGAGUUGUUCACUGCUACGUCGGGUGAUGAUGUUUUCAGCUGACAGCUGUUGAGACUCAGAUCUGCGGAAGUGAAAUGUGCGGGAGAGAAGCGUCGACUGAAGGGUGAGACAUAAAGACAACGCAGCAUAACGGGACAUCCUGACACAUCACAUUCAGAACUUCAUAUAAUCCCAAGUGAAGAAUGUAGAAAAGCGCAUGAAAACAUUUGGAGCCAGAUUUAAUUAAAAAAAAAAGAGUGUGAAGUUCAAAUGUAGGAAGCAAGAUGUCGGCUUGCUGUUGGUGCUGAGAGGCCAACAAGUGUCCUGAACUCCCACAGAUUGUCUUAUCAAGGGUCCACAUAGCCGGCUGCUGGGACGGUCGGGGGGCGUGUCCUCCUCACUGACACUCGCCAAACUGUCUCCACAUGUGUCAGGCCCUCCAGUGAGCACACGAGUGCGGGGUCUGAUGUGCUCCACGGUGAACUUCCCUCUGAGGAGAAGCAGUGAGGCGCUCGCUGCCCCUGGGAGACCGUGUGGAGGUGCUUCCAUGACGAGCAACUUCGCCGGCCCAGACACAGAGAUGGACGUGGCCUGGCAGGAGCUGAUGGCCAUCACGGAGCUGCAGGAGUUGGAGCCCCCUGGCGAAGGCUCUUUUGCUACAGCUCAGUACCAAACCUACGAGAACACGGUCCACAUGGGAGGCUAUGGAACACCUCAGCCAGACCCCUCCUCUGAGCUGGCUGUCGCCAGCUCUUACGGGUGCUUCUCUCACCAGGACUGUCAUUGUUCCAAUGCCGAGGCCGUGUACGGACACACGGACGACCAACUUGGUCACAUGGCCUCGUCCUAUCCCACCAACCUGCUGAUGGCUCCGAGGGAACACGUGUCGGGUCUUCGGGUCAGCCUCUGCCCCCCUCAGGGGCUGAGCCAGCAGAUCUGGCCCUCACACACAGCUGAGGACCUGGAGUCAGACUCGGGGCUCUCGCUCGGCUCCAGCCCGCCUCUGGCUUCUCCGGACGGGUCGGUGGCUUUGAUAGGCUACCAAGGCCUGGACGCUCCUCCACAGACUUUGCGGAUGAUCAAGCAACAUGGCCCCUGCGACAUCUCGGCAACACCCAGCAGGGGGAGCUCUCACACCAAGAGCGUCUCCCAUUCAUCCCACCUGAGUCGUGACGAGAGACGGGCCCUGGCUCUGAAGAUCCCCUUCCCCAUGGAGAAAAUCGUCAACCUGCCGGUGGAUGACUUCAAUGAACUGCUGACCCAGUACACGCUGAACGACUCCCAGCUGGCUCUGGUCAGGGACAUUCGUCGACGAGGCAAGAACAAGGUGGCGGCGCAGAACUGCAGGAAGAGGAAGCUGGAGAGCAUCAUCCACCUGGAGAGAGAGCUGGGUCAGCUGGCCGCCCAGCGCGAGCACCUGUCGCAGGAGCGGAGGGAGUUCCAGAGGAGCCUGGCCUUCCUCCAGUGUCGCCUCUCGGACCUCUACGCGCAAGUCUUUGCUCACUUGCGGGACGAGAACGGACGGCCCUAUUCCAUGGACGAGUACUCCCUUCAGCAGACCCCUGAUGGCAAAAUGUACCUGGUGCCAUUCAGCAGGAGGGAGCCGUGCUGAGCCCAGCGCCGGUUGACUGCUCGACCUGGGUUCUCUCAUCCAGCGAGAUGUUUUGUAAAUAAACGCAGC
Synchiropus splendidus (mandarinfish) is the source of this 2066-nucleotide messenger RNA. It is a transcript of the gene nfe2, whose product is annotated as nuclear factor, erythroid 2. Gene Ontology annotation, biological process: regulation of transcription by RNA polymerase II. Gene Ontology annotation, cellular component: nucleus. The transcript is spliced from 4 exons. The record is from RefSeq and is a predicted model, not a curated record. Bases 852 to 1997 code for a protein of 381 amino acids. Lineage: Eukaryota; Metazoa; Chordata; Actinopteri; Syngnathiformes; Callionymidae. Gene Ontology annotation, molecular function: RNA polymerase II cis-regulatory region sequence-specific DNA binding; DNA-binding transcription factor activity, RNA polymerase II-specific.